GAUAUUCCCACUCAUUCUGAUUUCGCUAUUCUCCUCCAGAAACGCCGGAUCUAGCAACAUCGCACACGACGAACCACCAUCCAGAAAGACACGUGAGUGGAAACAUGGCCAGCACGAGUGGGAAAUUAGAGAGUAAGGUGCAGCGCAAGAUCGAGCUCUUUUCGGGCACGUAUUUUGGGGCUUGUACGCUGGGUGGUAUCAUUGCUUGUGGUCCGACACAUACCAUGGUAACACCGCUGGAUCUGGUAAAAUGCCGCCGACAAGUCGACGACAAGCUGUACAAAUCGAACACACAGGCAUGGAAAAUGAUCUACCGCUCCGAAGGCAUUCGCGGCGUAUUUUUCGGCUGGACGCCCACAUUCGUCGGAUACAGCCUCCAAGGUGCUGGAAAGUACGGUUUCUACGAAGUGUUCAAGUACCUAUACGGCGACCAGCUUGCGCCCGGGGUGAAUAAGACCGUCAUCUACCUUGCUGCCUCCGCGUCUGCCGAGUUUCUCGCAGACAUGGCGCUAUGUCCGUUGGAAGCGAUCAAAGUGCGGAUGCAGACCACGCUGCCGCCGUACGCGCAUUCGCUCAGAGAAGGCUGGAGUAAGAUCGUUGCACAGGAAGGCGUUGCCGGGUUGUAUAAGGGAUUGUAUCCGCUUUGGGGACGUCAGAUUCCAUACACCAUGGUCAAGUUCGCGACGUUUGAGAAGACUGUCGAGCAGAUCUAUAAGACGUUGGGCAAGCCAAAGGAGUCGUACAACAGCCUGCAGCAGACUGGCGUGUCAUUCUUGGGUGGUUACAUUGCGGGAAUCGGAUGUGCGGUCAUCAGUCACCCUGCCGAUGUCAUGGUGUCGAAAUUAAACAGCGACCGCAAAGCUGGCGAGGGCGCAGGGCAAGCGCUGACGAGAAUUUAUGGCAACAUCGGUUUCCGCGGUCUCUGGAACGGACUCCCAGUCCGUAUUUUUAUGAUUGGCACCUUGACCGCCUUCCAAUGGCUCAUCUAUGACUCGUUCAAGGUCUACCUCGGCCUGCCGACUACUGGAGGUCAUUAGUCGAGUCAAGCCCUGGGAUCCCAACGGCCCUUUACCGGCGAUAGCAGUUGCAUGGGGAAAUGUGGGCGAUCGGUGGAAUACUCACGCACACGGCUGAGGCUUCGGCAGUUGAGAUAGGCUGCCAAGUAAUGGUGAUGACACUGAUCGUGUACUAGAGACUAUUCAUUCCGGGCUGACCCUAGAGGUUUAUCGGAAUUCGCAAGGCGUUCAGAAGCGGCACGGGUGCAAUACUUGUUAAUAUAAGCUCACUGCAAUCGGCUACAACAAACCUGGGCAGGCUGUUUCUCGGUGAUAGGAACAGGGAAUUCCGCUCACAUAUCGGCUUAUGGAGACCGGGAUCAGCUCCUCUUGAUCAGAGUAUCCUGGCUCUUCCGACAUUUACCCUCUAAUCCCUGCACAACUACGCG
Molecule: messenger RNA, 1444 nt
Organism: Trematosphaeria pertusa
Lineage: Eukaryota; Fungi; Ascomycota; Dothideomycetes; Pleosporales; Trematosphaeriaceae
Product: mitochondrial phosphate carrier protein-like protein
Exons: 6
Coding region: 105-1037 (310 amino acids)
Biological process (GO): mitochondrial phosphate ion transmembrane transport
Cellular component (GO): mitochondrial inner membrane
Molecular function (GO): phosphate transmembrane transporter activity
Source: RefSeq, a predicted model, not a curated record